This is a messenger RNA of Lynx canadensis (Canada lynx), 2012 nucleotides long. It is a transcript of the gene WIF1, whose product is annotated as WNT inhibitory factor 1. Gene Ontology annotation, molecular function: signaling receptor binding. The transcript has 10 exons. The record is from RefSeq and is a predicted model, not a curated record. The coding region runs from base 66 to 1205 and encodes 379 amino acids. Gene Ontology annotation, biological process: anatomical structure development. NCBI's taxonomy places the organism in Eukaryota, Metazoa, Chordata, Mammalia, Carnivora, Felidae. Gene Ontology annotation, cellular component: cell surface; extracellular region.
ACUUCACGGACGCAGGUUGGGUGGGUGCAGCGGCGAGAGCCACGGCGAGGGAGAUCUGGGGUAGCAUGGCCGGGAGAAGCGCCUUCCCCGCCGCCGCGCUCCGGCUCUGGAGCAUCCUCCCGUGCCUGCUGGUACUGCGGGCGGAGGUCGGGCAGCCGCGGGAGGAAAGCCUGUACCUGUGGAUCGAUGCUCACCAGGCAAGAGUGCUCAUAGGAUUUGAAGAAGAUAUCUUGAUUGUUUCAGAGGGGAAAAUGGCCCCCUUUACACAUGAUUUCAGAAAAGCACAACAGAGAAUGCCAGCCAUUCCUGUCAAUAUCCAUUCCAUGAAUUUUACCUGGCAAGCUGCAGGGCAGGCAGAGUACUUCUAUGAAUUCCUGUCCUUACGCUCCCUGGAUAAAGGCAUCAUGGCAGACCCAACUGUCAAUGUCCCUCUGCUGGGAACAGUGCCUCACAAGGCAUCAGUUGUUCAGGUUGGUUUCCCAUGUCUUGGAAAACAAGAUGGAGUGGCAGCUUUUGAAGUGAAUGUGAUUGUAAUGAAUUCUGAAGGCAACACCAUCCUACAGACACCUCAAAAUGCUAUCUUCUUUAAAACAUGUCAACAAGCCGAAUGCCCAGGAGGGUGCCGAAAUGGAGGCUUUUGUAAUGAAAGACGCAUCUGUGAGUGUCCUGAUGGAUUCUAUGGCCCUCACUGCGAGAAAGCCCUUUGCACACCACGGUGUAUGAACGGCGGGCUCUGUGUCACUCCUGGGUUCUGCAUCUGCCCACCUGGAUUCUAUGGAGUCAAUUGUGAUAAAGCAAACUGCUCAACUACCUGCUUUAAUGGAGGGACCUGUUUCUACCCUGGGAAGUGUAUUUGCCCUCCAGGACUAGAGGGGGAACAGUGUGAAAUCAGCAAAUGCCCGCAACCCUGCCGAAAUGGAGGUAAAUGCAUUGGUAAAAGCAAAUGUAAGUGCUCCAAAGGUUACCAAGGAGACCUCUGUUCAAAGCCUGUCUGUGAGCCUGGCUGCGGUACACAUGGAACUUGCCAUGAACCCAACAAAUGUCAGUGUCAAGAAGGCUGGCACGGAAGACACUGCAAUAAAAGGUACGGAGCCAGCCUCAUGCAUGCCCUGAGGCCAGCAGGCGCCCGGCUCAGGCAGCACACGCCUUCACUUAAAAAGGCCGAGGGGAGGCAGGAUCCACCUGAAUCCAAUUACAUCUGGUGAACUCCGACAUCUGAAACGUUUUAAGUUACACCAAGUUCAUAGCCUUUGUUAACCUUUCAUGUGUUGAAUGUUCAAAUAAUGUUCAUUACAGUUAAGAAAACUGGCCUGAAUUUUAUUAGCUUCAUUAUAAAUCACUGAGCUGAUAUUUACUCUUCCUUUUAAGUUUUCUAAGUACGUCUGUAGAGUGAUGGCAUAGAUUUUCUUGUUUCAGUGUUUUGGGACAGAUUUGAUGUUAUGUCAGUGGAUCAGGUUAAAACUGUGUCUUUUCAGUUGUGUAGCUGGCAAAUUAUUUCCAAAAUUGCAAUGCAUUCACGGUGUCAAGGGGCUGGGGAACACUGAAGAAGAUACGUGGAACAAAAAGGCAUAAAUCACAGCGUUGGAUGAAGCACUUAAUUGUGUUGAAGUUACCACAUUUCUAGUGUUAUUGUCAGGUAUUUAGACAUUUGUCACAUUUUUAAAAUUCCCCUUGUUUGUAAACUCUCAACACAAUAUAUUUUGACCUUACCAUGAUUCCAGAGAAUUCACUAGAAAGAAAGAAAGAAUGAACGAAAGAACGAAAGAACGAAAGAAAGAGAAGAAAGAACACUGUGGCAGUGGCAUUUAACAAUAUAAUAUAUGUAAACACAAUAAAAUAGGGAAUAUAAUGUAUGGACUUUUGGCAUUGGCUUGAAGCAAUAUAAUAUAUUGUAAACAAAACACAGCUCUUACGUAAUAAACAUUUUAUACUGUUUGUAUAAAAUAAAGGUGCUGCUUUAGUUUUCAGAGGGUUGUAUGGAGUGGUCUUUGCACGCGCUAUCUUGCGGAAAU